UUAUUCUCUCAGUAAGAAAUUGUAAUAUUUUUUCACUUAUAUUUCUGUGAGAUGAUAUUUUCUCAACUCUAAUUUUAAUUGUGUGAAACUAUAUAUCUAUUUGGUGGAGGCGUGGAGAGUGUGCAUGUUUAUGACAGAUUAAUGAUGAAAAUUCGAAAACAAGAUCGUUUUUUUAGAUUCUUGGUUCUUUUUCUACCCUUCCAGCAUUUCCACCCUUUCUUUAUUCAACUUGGUUAUUUCGUGAUCCUUUCUCUGGUAGGUUACUUGGGUCUCAAGGUCUCAAAGCCAAGGACCCCCGUUAUACCAAAUGACUUGAACCUCUUUUACACCUCUGUUUCUGCUUCCACUGUUUCUAGCAUGGUUGCCCUUGAAAUGGAGCUUUUCUCCAAUUCCCAACUCAUUCUCCUCACCCUUCUCAUGUUUCUCGGCGGGGAAGUUUUCACUUCCAUGCUCGACCUUCUAUUUGCUACCUACAAAUUCCAAAACAGAUCAGUUAUCAGCACCAAUCAAAUAGAACUUGGUUUAGUUUCUAUUCCUGACUCAAAAUCAGAAAAUUACCACAAACCGAGUGAUGAUAGUAAUAUUAACGACGACAGUGAUAGACUUAAGUAUAACUGUCUUAGUUAUCUGACUUUUGUAGUUUUAGGUUACCUAGUGGUGGUUCAAUUUGUUGGCUUUAGUUUCGUGUCUUUGUACAUAACUUUGGUACCGAGUGCAAGACAAGUACUGAAAAACAAAGGCAUUAAGAUUGUAACGUUUUCUUUGUUUACCAUAGUUUCCACGUUUGCUAGUUGUGGUUUUGUCCCCACCAACGAGAACAUGAUGGUUUUCAAGAAGAAUUCGGGACUUCUUCUCCUUGUCCUCCCACACAUCCUUCUAGGUAACACCCUUUAUCCACCAUGUUUGAGGCUUCUGAUAAUGGUUUUGAAAAAGGUUACAAAAAAAGAGGAAUUCUCGUACUUGCUGAAGAAUUUCAAAGACGUGGGUUAUGAUCAUAUGCUCUCUGCUCUUCAUUGUUGCCUCCUGGUUGUUACUGUCUUGGGUUUCAAUCUUAUACAAUUUGUGAUGCUUUGCUCUUUGGAGUGGAACACCAAAAUCAUGGAGGGUUUGAAUGUGUAUGAGAAAGUGGUGGCGUCUUUAUUUCAAGUAACAAAUGCGAGACACGCUGGUGAAUCUGUUUUUGAUCUCUCAUCCAUCUCUUCAGCCAUAUUAGUACUCUUCGUUGUUAUGAUGUACCUCCCACCAUACACUACAUUUAUACCAGUAAGAGAGCACGAAAAUGAUGUCAAGAGAAACAAAAAAAGCGUAGUGGAGUGUCUUGUAUUAUCUCAACUCUCUUACUUGGUCAUUUUCAUUAUUCUGAUUUGCAUCACUGAGGGUAAGAGCUUAAAAGAGGAUCCCCUCAACUUUAAUGUGUUUAACAUCACCUUAGAAGUCAUCAGUGCUUAUGGGAACGUAGGGUUCUCAACGGGAUACAGCUGCGCUAGGCAAAUGAAAGCCGAUGCCAUGUGCAAAGAUUCAUGGGUUGGAUUCUCGGGUAGGUGGAGUAGCAAAGGCAAGUUCAUCCUUAUCUUGGUCAUGUUCUUUGGGAGGCUCAAGAAACUCAACAUGAAAGGUGGCAAAGCCUGGAACCUCUCCUAACAGAACCCUUGCCGCAACAAUAUGAACACUACUUUCUAGCUAGCUAAGUUUGUUCUCGAGCACCAUAUAUGGCCUUCACUACUGCAUGUAUUAAGAUAGAUUUAGAACUUUUACUGUCAGAAAGCUCUAGAAGAUGGGAAAUUGUUAUAUGGUCCCGGUCACCAUAUUUCCAACAAAUUUUAAUAAUCCAACUAUGUAUUACAUAAAAAUAGCUUGUAAAUAUGGAUGUGUAGUGGUCCGAGUCCAUAAAAUAUUUUCUCCUAAUUAAAAAGAUAGUGAGAUUAUACUUUCAGAAACAACAUCAAUGUAUAAAUUGAUCAAACGUAGAAGCAUCUCUGGAUAUGCAUGGGGUCUAUCCUUUUG
Molecule: messenger RNA, 2004 nt
Organism: Glycine soja
Lineage: Eukaryota; Viridiplantae; Streptophyta; Magnoliopsida; Fabales; Fabaceae
Product: sodium transporter HKT1-like
Exons: 3
Coding region: 142-1641 (499 amino acids)
Biological process (GO): monoatomic cation transport; transmembrane transport
Cellular component (GO): plasma membrane
Molecular function (GO): sodium ion transmembrane transporter activity
Source: RefSeq, a predicted model, not a curated record